UGAGGUUUCAAGUGGCGAGAGAGUGAUAGGAUUUGGGGUUGUGAGUUGCGACGAUGGUUCCUAAAGUUUAUGGCUUUUACGAUUCGCCUACACCAAGUAAACCACGCACCGUUGACGUCGAAAAGACAAAUAUAUGUCUAAUAUGUGGUGAUAAAGGAGAUUUGAAGCACCUCAUAUACUGUGUCCAGUGUAAAGCUUGUGCUGAGCAUAGUUAUUGUCUAGACAAGUUCCAUAGAGAAGAUGAUGGAACGGUUAGCUGGAAAUGUGAGGAUUGCGCUCCAAAUAAUCCCAAAUGUGGAUCUGUACAAUUGAAGAAAAGCAAACGCAUAAGUGAUGCAACUGAAGCUAAAUAUAACAGGAAGGAAAUGCAAAAGGAGAGUGGUGCUGUUAGAAAACAAAAUCCUGUUAAAUCAUCUGAAUGUGAAAGUGCUGAAUGCCUUAGAAAAAAUGACAUUAACAAGGGAUGGCUGAUCCUCGAAGAUGAGAAUGUUCUUCAAGAGGAGCCUGAAUCGCCUAAAGGUCCUUUGAAUUCUUCACCUGACCAGCAAGCAUUGGAGUGUGAAAAAUAUGCUGACUCUGAUGCCAUAAUGCCUCAGCUCCUGUCUUAUCCAGAGUUUGACAAGUGUAGCCGUGCUCAGCCACUUAGUCAUCCAUUGUGGACGGGGCAAUUCAGAAUGAACAAGGCAACACAUUUUGGUCUUGUUGCUUAUACAUCAAGCAAAGCUUGCUCAAAAGUGCAUUCGGUAGUAACAGAGCUUCCUAGACUGCUUGAUGUGGAGAUGUUAUUGAGGCGUGCUAUUUGGCCUGAGAAUUUUGACAUGUUUUCACCUAAUAGUGAUGAUAUUGCUGUCUAUUUCUUUCCCCAGUAUGAAAGGGAUGAAACAGUCUUUGAUGGAGUGCUGAACGAUGUAAUUGAACAAGACCUUGCCCUCAAGGCAGUCAUUAACAACGUGGAGCUCCUCAUUUUUUCUUCGCAUUUAUUACCUCCUUACGAUAGGCGAAUCUGUGAUAAGUAUUAUAUGUGGGGUGUUUUCAAAACAAAGCCAAGGAGUGGGAAUACUCAGUCCAACUAAUCCUCAUAACAGAAGUAGUAGUUGGCUUCUAAAUCUGCGGUGUCAACUCUCAAUAUGAAUUCUCAGUUCAGGUCAGUAUUAUGGGCCGGUGUUAUGGAUGAAAAACACUCAAAAGUUACCUCUUGGUAUAGUGUAGUUGCUAUUUUGUUCAAGUUUAACAGAUUGGUCAGAACUGAUUAAGGAGUUAGAACAUGGUUAGAAUAGUUGAUGGUAGAUUAGUAAUUAGUUGUGAUCUGUUAUCAUAUUCAAUUAGCUUAUGUAGCAUUGUGUAAAUGCUGUGUUAUAAUUAGUGAUGUAUGUACUGUGAUAAAUUAAUGCAAGAA
Molecule: messenger RNA, 1396 nt
Organism: Gastrolobium bilobum
Lineage: Eukaryota; Viridiplantae; Streptophyta; Magnoliopsida; Fabales; Fabaceae
Product: PHD finger-containing protein 1-like
Exons: 6
Coding region: 54-1073 (339 amino acids)
Source: RefSeq, a predicted model, not a curated record